Psammomys obesus (fat sand rat) is the source of this 1593-nucleotide messenger RNA. RefSeq names its product cytochrome P450 4F3-like. Lineage: Eukaryota; Metazoa; Chordata; Mammalia; Rodentia; Muridae. The record is from RefSeq and is a predicted model, not a curated record. Gene Ontology annotation, molecular function: heme binding; monooxygenase activity; oxidoreductase activity, acting on paired donors, with incorporation or reduction of molecular oxygen.
AUGCCCAUCAGUGUCCUGCUGGGUGAGAACAAUGGGCUUAUUAGGAGUUUUUACAGCGAACAGGCGAGAGCUUCAGUUGCUCCCAAGGACACAGUCUUCUACAGUUUCCUGAGGCCGUGGCUGGGGGAUGGCCUCUUGCUGGGUGCUGUUGACAAGUGGAGCCUCCACUGUCGCAUGCUGACCCCUGCCUUCCAUUUCAACAUCCUGAAGGCCUAUGUGAAGAUUUUUAAUGACAGCACCAAUAUCAUGCAUGCCAAGUGGCAGCACCUAGCCUCCAAGGGCAGUUCCCUUCUGGACAUGUUUGAACACAGCAGCCUCAUGACCCUUGACAGUCUGCAGAAGUGUGUCUUCGGCUUCAACAGCAAUUGCCAGGAGAAGCCUAGUGAAUACAUUUCUGCCAUCUUGGAACUUAGUGUCCUCGUGGUCAGAAGACACCAGAAGCUUCUUCUGCACUUGGACCUGUUCUAUCACCUCACCAAUGAUGGGAUGCGCUUCAGGAAGGCCUGCCGCCUAGUGCAUGACUUCACCGGCGUCAUACGGGAGCGGCGCCGCGCCCUCCCUGACCAGGGUGGUGAUGAAGCUCUCAAGGCCAAGGCUAAGACUUUGGACCUCAUUGAUGUGCUGCUGCUGAGCAAGGAUGAACAUGGAAAGGCGCUGUCUGAUGAAGACAUCUGAGCAGCCAACACCUUCAUGUUUGGAGGCCAUGACACCACAGCCAGUGGUCUCUCCUGGGUCCUGUACAACCUGGCGAGGCACCCAGAGUACCAGGAGCACUGCUGGCAGGAGAUGCGGGAGCUCUUGAGGGACCGUGAGCCUGAGGAGACUGAAUUGGACCACCUGGCCCAGCUGCCCUUCUUGGCCACGUGCAUCAAGGAGAGCCUGCGGCCGCAUCCUCCGGUCACUGCAAUCUCGCACUGCUGCACUCAGGACAUUGUGCUUCCAGAUGGCCGGGUCCUCCCUGAAGGUGUCAUCUGCCGAGUAAGUAUCUUCCGGACACAUCAUCCAGCUGUGUGGCCGGACCCAGAGGAGCUGCACAGGACAAACUUUCACCCUGAGCGAGAUGAAGGUGGAGCUGGCGCUGACACUGCUGCGUGCAGGGACCCCACACCUGGCCAGGGACCGCCCCAGCCGCCUGGCAUCCUCAGGAAUAAAAGUCUUUGUCACCGGCCUCUGAGCCUCUUCACAUCAGGGGGGCGCGGGGACCCAGUGAGAUGCAGAAUCAGCUCUCCCCAUCGUCACUACUCCAUUGCUGUGAAGAGGUACCGUGACCAAGGCAAUGUAGAGAUUGUGGGCUCGCAGUUCUGGAGCGAGCCUAAGCUGCUUUUACAGGGAGUAGUCAAUAGAGAUGGACAGCUGGCCAGAGUGCGGAGGCUAGGACCGAAGGCUCCCCCCAAACAGCACGUCAGUAGUCAGACAUCCACCCGCGAGGCCCAGGGCCCAUCUCAGAACAGGAUACAGAAAGAAUGCAAGAGUGGAGAAGAGAGCUGUGAAAUGCCAUAUUCUGGACAGGCCCUGGCCAUCGUGAUCAUUAUUCACAGCAGCUGUUUUCACCUGCACAAGACUAAGCCAGUCAAAAUCCCAACAGACAUGUGA